Messenger RNA from Trichomycterus rosablanca, 3501 nucleotides. It is a transcript of the gene ttll11, whose product is annotated as tubulin tyrosine ligase-like family, member 11. Gene Ontology annotation, cellular component: cilium. Lineage: Eukaryota; Metazoa; Chordata; Actinopteri; Siluriformes; Trichomycteridae. The coding region runs from base 117 to 2102 and encodes 661 amino acids. Gene Ontology annotation, biological process: microtubule cytoskeleton organization; protein polyglutamylation. The transcript has 9 exons. The record is from RefSeq and is a predicted model, not a curated record. Gene Ontology annotation, molecular function: tubulin binding; tubulin-glutamic acid ligase activity.
GUAUGGUAGAUGCCUUGACAUCUAACGUUCACUGAUCACAUGAUCACACUGAUCGAUCGAAAUAAGUCGUUAGGUUUAUACACUGAUGAGUUAGUCUGCACCGAUCCGGUUGCAUUAUGGGUGAUCAUCACGCCGAGGACACGCUCGAUCAGGUGGAACCUCCGUCCUGCCCUCCAGCAUCCGCACCUUCACUCCAGGACACGAUCGGGAGAAGUCGGAGCAAGCCUCGGGUAAAACCGUCAACCCAACAUCCCAUCAUGAGCAAGCCCAGCUCCAGAGCAUCUGCUUCACUGAAAGGAACCCGAGGAGCUGCUUUAAAACCGCCGAUCAACAGAACCGAACCGAACGGAGGUGUACAGGAGGAACCGGGUAAAGCUGGGAGAAAGAGGAGGACAGUAACAGUGGACACUUCCAAAGCCAAAACCUCCCUGGAGGCUCUCAAGCUCAGCAUCAAAGAGCUCAAGUGGAAAGAGUUUCCAGCGGGCAGACGGGCAGCAUGCGAUAUCUACUGGCAUGGUGUUUCCUUUCAUGAUAAUGACAACAUUGUUUCAGGGCAGGUUAACAAGUUCCCAGGAAUGAUAGAGAUGUUACGCAAGAUCAACCUAAGUCGCGCGGUACGCACCAUGCAACAGCUUUUCCCAGAGGAGUAUAACUUCUACCCGCGCUCAUGGAUCCUGCCAGAGGAGUACCAGCUCUUCUCCAAUCAUAUUCGAAUCUUAAAGGACAGUGACUCCAGCCUCAAACACACCUUCAUUGUCAAACCUGAUUCCGGCUCCCAGGGUGACGGCAUCUACCUCAUCCGCGAUCCCGCCGACCUCCGGGCCAUCGCCGGAUCGCAGGUCAAACAGGCAGUGAUCCAGGAGUACAUCCAGAAACCCCUCCUCAUCGACAAGUUGAAGUUCGACAUCCGCCUCUACGUCCUGGUCCGUUCUCUGGAUCCUUUAGAGAUCUACAUCGCCAAAGAGGGCCUGUCCAGGUUCUGCACCGAACCCUACCAGGAACCGAGCCAGAAGAACCUCAAUCGUGUGUUCAUGCAUUUGACGAACUACUCGCUGAAUGUCCACAGCGGCAAUUUUGUGCACUCGGACAGCUGCAACACUGGAAGCAAGCGUACGUUUUCCAGUGUGCUCUAUCGCCUGGCUUCUAAGGGGGUGGACAUCAAGAAGGUCUGGUCAGACAUCAUAGCACUGGUUAUCAAGACUGUUAUUGCACUUGCUCCUGAACUGAAGGUCUAUUACCAGGCUGAUAUUCCACCGGGCAAGCCAGGACCCACCUGUUUUCAGAUCCUGGGUUUUGAUAUCCUACUGAUGAAGAACCUGAAGCCUGUCCUGCUAGAGGUCAACUCCAAUCCCAGCAUGAGGAUUGAACAUGAACAAGAGGUUUCACCUGGUGUGCUUGAGUAUGUUCCCAGUCUGGUAGAUGAGGAAGUCAAGGUGGGAGUCAUCAGAGAUACUCUGCGCCUUAUGGAUCCAGCUCAAAGGAAGCCCACAUCAAACCUCCUGACCAGAACUUCAGAAGCAGGCGUCAUCGUGGAAGCGGGACCGGACGAGAAGGCGGAACGCGGAGACUCCCUUCCCCCGUUGUGUCUAAAACAAGUCUUCCCAAAGUACAUGAAGCAGUUCAACUACCUGCGAAUAGCGGUACGAAUCGCUGACAUCUUCUUGCGCUUCCUGGGGGUCAAGGGAACCAUGAAACUCGGGCCUACCGGCUUCCGCACCUUCAUCAGGAAUUGCAAGUUGAGCAACAGCAGUUUCAGCAUGGCGUCAGUGGACAUCCUGUACAUCGACAUCACCCGCCGCUGGGCUGGCACAGUCUCCGACUCCAGAGAAGCUGGAAUGGGACUGCAGGCAUUCGUGGAGGCCUUUUUCUUUCUGGCUACACGUAGGUUCAAAGCUACAUUGCUCAGAGAGCAGGUCCUGUCACUGCUGGACCUUUGUGAAUCGGCUCUCAACGGGGAAGGACAAGACGUGAAGCCGCGCCCUUUAAAACCCCAAUCUAACAAUAACCCAGCCCAUGCUGCACCCACAUAUCAACAGCCUCUUCGCUCCUCUGGGAAAGGAAACUUGGAGAACUGGGACGCUGAAGGACGCCCACCUUCUUAGGACUGUACUGGAUUAAUAGAGACGUUAGAACCUUGGUUUGAGACGGGUGCAUGCCAUCAUAUGCAAAUUAUACAGUAUAUUAAUUAUAGAGAAUAAGUAAUACUGAGACGAAUUCGCUGCUGGGGAUCCCGAUGGUGUCCAAGGUGGGUAUAUAUCUCCCUGACACACUGUGCGUGAGGUUGGCUUGGCUGCCCUGGGCAACCAAGGUCCUUAAAAACAUAGUGUUGAUAACCCCACCCCUUAGUCUGGUCUUUCCCACCCAGCAGACUGGAAGCCAAUUUUGUCUAUGCCUGCUAGAGAGCGCCCAGCUGACCGGUAUUCGAGAUUCGAACCCCAAAGCUCAGAAUCCUGGCGCUGAUGUGCUGGCGGAUUAUUCUGCUGCGCCACCCGGGCAUCCCCCCCCUUUUCUCUUAAUUUAGCAUAGCCAAUUUGCUGCUGGGGACCCCAAUGACGUCCACACCUCGAUCUCUGCACUCCUCAACUUUCUGGACAGGCGCCCUGGGCAACCAAGGUCCUUACACAGUGUUGAUAACCCCACCCCUUAGUCUGGUCUUUCCCACUCAGCAGACUGGUGCCCAGCUGACUGGUAUCCAAGAUUCGAACCCCAAAGCUUAAAAUCUUGGCGCUGGUGUGCUGGCAGAUUAUCUUGUUGUGCCACCCGGGCACCCCCCCCCCUCUCAGUUUAGCAUAGCCAAUAGGGACCCCAAUUGCGUCCAAGGUCGACUUGGCGUACGAAGAGCCACGCCUCGAUCUCUGCGCUCCUCCACUUUCUGUACAGACCUUACACAGCGUUCAUAACCCCACCCCUUAGUCUGGUCUUUCCCACCCAGCAGACUGGCGCCCUGCUGACCGGUAUUCGAGAUUCGAACCCCAAAGCUCAGAAUCUUGACGCUGGUGUGUUGGUGGAUUAUCCUGCUGCGCCACCCGGGCAUCCCCCCCCCCCUUUUCCCCUUUCUCAAUUUAGCAUAGCCAAUAGGGACCCCAAUUGCGCCCAAGGUCGACUUGGCGUACGAAGAGCCACGCCUCGAUCUCUGCGCUCCUCCACUUUCUGUACAGACCUUACACAGCGUUCAUAACCCCAUCCCUUAGUCCGGUCUUUCCCACCCAGCAGACUGGAGGCCAGUUUUGUCUGCUGCAGGCAUUAGCCAACUGUGCCUGCUAGAGGGCGCCCAGCUGACCAGUUUUCGAGAUUCGAACCACAGCAAUGCUAUUCAAUGUAUUCCACAGCAACGCUAUUCAGGGACGAGAAGACUCUAAAUGCUUUGUAGCGCUGUCGGAUCAUACCGCUGACUUUAAAUAAGCUUGAAGCAGCUGAUUGUACACAACGGCCUAUAAAUAAUCAGCGGCCUUAUAAUAAACAUGGUGACUCGGCAUUAAGUGCAAUAAAGGUUUACUUCAA